This is a messenger RNA of Homalodisca vitripennis (glassy-winged sharpshooter), 1209 nucleotides long. Its product is annotated as centromere protein I-like. NCBI's taxonomy places the organism in Eukaryota, Metazoa, Arthropoda, Insecta, Hemiptera, Cicadellidae. The record is from RefSeq and is a predicted model, not a curated record. The transcript has 9 exons. Gene Ontology annotation, cellular component: cytosol; nuclear body; kinetochore. Bases 133 to 1209 code for a protein of 358 amino acids.
UGUUCAAGGGCUACAAGCCAAGACUAGUGACGGAGGAGAUCAAAAGAGUGGACAUCAACAAAAUCCUAAGCACUGUCCCCCAGAACAUGGACACGCUGAUCAAGUUGGCCAACCGCCGGCAGAAAACAAACUAUGCCCAAUAGAGACCUUGGAGUGUUUGAAGUGGCAAUUGUUAAUCAAACAUCAUCCAGCCAUCUAGAUGGGGAGUACAAAGCUAGUUCUCUAGUUCCUUUCCCCACAUUUAAUCUGGAGGGAUUGGACAAAAUAGCAUCCUGUUAUCCUGAUAGCAUCAAGGAAACACUGAAGAAGUUCAAACGAGUUUCGAUACCCCAGAACAUCAUGUCUCUACUGCGAGACUGCACAGGGUUUACUCUCAUCAUGUUUGGUGGGAUUGACCUGCAGAGGAGGUUCUCAGACAGUCUGAUGCAAACUUUACAAAGUGUUUUUAUCAAUCAGGACAAAGAAGCCAGUGAGGAAAAUCAAGAAUUCUUCCUGAGCAGAGUGUACGACUUGCAGAACUUCUUGAACCAGGGAAUUCCUUGUGUGUCCACAUUCCUGUCUGGAUUCCUCUUGAACUGGGAUGGACUGGUUCACAGACCUCAAAUAAUGAGUCUAUUAGAGUGGGCUACAUUUGACUCUUUCCAAGAGCUGUCAAUAAACAUCCUGAGGCCGCUGUACAUGCUGUUUGUAUCGUACAACGUUACGAUGAAGCAACAGAUUAUCCAGACUGUCACUGCGCUUAUUAAGAACAUGUAUGUAGGAGAAAUAGGCAGAGUUUCUCGCCAGUUGCCUCACCCUUUCCUCAACAAACCACGAGCGUGGACUUCCGAACCCAUUGAGAUGUUGGCACCCUUGGUUCGCUGGACGGAGGACCUCUGCAAGGUGGGAAUGUGUCUGGAGCCCAAAAGUAGCACCCUGUUGCUGCAAGCAAUCAACUUUUAUGAGACGAUGAACGUGUUAGAGUCGCGCUACCAGUUACCCAUGUGGACAAUGAUGUCUGCUGGAGUCAUCUACCACAGUCUGUUCAAGGUGACUCCUGUCGCACUCUGCAGAGUGUGUAGGCUUCUGCUCAAGUACCACAGGGACUACUUGCCGCAACUACGGACGCACCACCCUCAGUUCUACAAUGAAUGUCAAAACAAAAUCAGUAUCAGCUCGAAGUAUGUUCAAGAGCUUAUCAACAUGCUAUGGACUGGACAGGUAUGUUAG